CUCGCGCCCUCCCGCUGCGCCGGCGGAGCAAACAUGGCCCACGCUGUGCGGGCGCUGUGGCCCGGCGGGCGCGCUCUGACCUGGAGGCUGGGCGGUCGCCCCGCGCUGGGACUCCCCGCGCAGAGCCGGGCCGGCUUAACCGGGGCGGCGGGAGGUCCGGGCCCCGCCGCCACCACCCGCAAGGGUUGCCCACGGCUCCUGGGGGCGGCGGCGCUGGCCCUGGGAGGAGCCCUGGGGCUGUACCACACUGCGCGGUGGCACCUGCGCGCCCAGAACCUCCGUGCCGACCUCUCAGCCGCGCAGCUCUCCCUGUCCAGCCGCCUGCAGCUGACUCUGUACCAGUACAAAACGUGUCCCUUCUGCAGCAAGGUCCGCGCCUUCCUCGACUUCCACGCCCUGCCCUACCAGGUGGUGGAGGUGAACCCUGUGCGCAGGGCCGAGAUCAAGUUCUCCUCGUACAGGAAGGUGCCCAUCCUGUUGGCCCAGGAAGGAGACAGCUUGCAACAACUGAACGACUCCUCUGUCAUCAUCAGUGCCCUCAAGACCUACCUGGUGUCGGGGCAGCCCCUCGAAGACAUCAUCACCUACUAUCCACCCAUGAAGGCUGUGAACGACCAGGGCAAGGAGGUGACCGAAUUCUGCAACAAGUACUGGCUCAUGCUGGAUGAGAAGGAGGCCCAGUGGAUGUAUGGUGGGAAGGAGGCCAGGACGGAGGAGAUGAAGUGGCGGCAGUGGGCAGACGACUGGCUGGUGCACCUCAUCUCCCCCAAUGUGUACCGCACGCCGACCGAAGCCUUGGCCUCCUUUGACUACAUUGUCAAGGAGGGCAAUUUCGGGACCGUGGAGGGCGCCAUGGCCAAGUACAUGGGCGCAGCUGCCAUGUACCUCAUCAGCAAGCGGCUCAAGAGCAGGCACCACCUCCAAGAUGACGUGCGUGAGGAUCUCUACGAGGCUGCCAACAAGUGGGUGGCAGCUGUGGGCAAAGACCGGCCCUUCAUGGGGGGCCAGAAGCCAAACCUGGCUGAUCUGGCAGUGUACGGUGUGCUGCGUGUGAUGGAGGGUCUGGAGGCCUUCGACGACCUGAUGUGUCACACUCACAUCCAGCCCUGGUACCUGCGGGUGGAGAAGGCCAUCGCUGAGGUCCCCCAGUGAACUGAGCAUCCCUGCCGGGAGGAGGGAGGGAACAGUGGAAGACACCGGCUGUGGGGGACCAGGGCCGCUGGGCCAGCACCUGCUGAUGCUGUGAUACAGUGCCGCAGGGGACAGGAUCAUUUGACCUCUUGCCCACCCCACCCUAACUGCCCCCUUACUUCUAACACUGGACGUCUGCUGGAGCCCUGGGGCGCUGGGGGACAAAGCCCAGGCUCAGUUUCCAUUCACAAAUGUACCCCCGCCCCCCGGGGCAUGGAAAGCUACCUCCCUCACCAGCUGGAACCCCUCCUGGGCCUCCCUGCUCUUUAGCCUUCUCGGGGGCUCUCAAGACUGCCCUGUCUGCGCCCCGUGGGUGGGAAUCAGGUUGGGCUCCUGCCCUGGGCAAGGGAAGUAGGGACCGUCCGGUUUGGGGAGGCCCCAUCCCUGGCUCCCCCUGGUUCCUGCUCUUCCCAGGUGUCCCCAGGACUGUGUGUCAUGUUCACAAUAAAGAAAAGGUUUGCUGCUCCCCGCGUGGCGGCACCAUAGUGGAGGUCUGCAGCCAGUAAA
Messenger RNA from Eubalaena glacialis (North Atlantic right whale), 1698 nucleotides. RefSeq names its product prostaglandin E synthase 2 (gene PTGES2). Gene Ontology annotation, cellular component: mitochondrion. The transcript is spliced from 7 exons. Gene Ontology annotation, molecular function: prostaglandin-E synthase activity. Lineage: Eukaryota; Metazoa; Chordata; Mammalia; Artiodactyla; Balaenidae. The coding region runs from base 34 to 1152 and encodes 372 amino acids. The record is from RefSeq and is a predicted model, not a curated record.